Molecule: messenger RNA, 3232 nt
Organism: Oncorhynchus kisutch (coho salmon)
Lineage: Eukaryota; Metazoa; Chordata; Actinopteri; Salmoniformes; Salmonidae
Product: immunoglobulin superfamily member 21-like
Exons: 10
Coding region: 503-2029 (508 amino acids)
Biological process (GO): heterophilic cell-cell adhesion; homophilic cell-cell adhesion
Cellular component (GO): adherens junction
Source: RefSeq, a predicted model, not a curated record
GCGUUAAUGUACAGUAGAAUACGGCGUUGCAGUAUUCAGCAGGUUAUAAUGAUCUUUAAAAACCUUUUCACUAAAGAAAAACAAAAUCCUGCAGAAAUAAAUCGGUUUAGUGGACAGAAUUAGAGGGGAAGGGUUUAGAGCCAGGGUAGGAUUAAGGAAAAUUGUGUGAAAUAAAGAGCGAGUGAUCAGGAGUGACUGUGUGCUUGCGUGUGUGCUGGAGGGCGGGAGGAUAGAGCGCGCGGGUGAGAGAGAGAAUUGACUGAGAAGCAUAGAUUUUCAUCCAACCUAUAUCAUUUUUUCUAAUCAUCGACUGCACUGCUUAACGUUGAUUGUCUAGCAGGAAAAUAUUUUUCUACGCAGUUGAGGAACCGUUUCAGUUGACGAUUAUUGGUCCUCUUUGCUGUAAUUUAAGUGUUCUUGGAACGAAUUGAUCAUAUUUCUAUUUAUACUUGAACUGCAUCAUGAACAGUUUGUGGGCACCUCUCGAUCUCACACCUUUGGAAUGGUGGGGAUUACGCAGCCGACAAAUGGGGAGCAUGUAAACGCAGAUGGAGUUUGGGAUUUAUUGCAAAAUAAGGGAAAGAUGACUGUCUUCUCUUUGUGUCUCCUCUUGUUCGCAGAUCUGCUGGAUUUAGCCGUUGGAUAUCUGACAGUAACCAUUGAGCCCCUUCCUCCUGUUGUUGUGGGAGAGACUGUGACCCUGAAGUGCAACUUCAAGACUGAUGGAAGACUUCGAGAGAUUGUGUGGUACAGGGUCACAGACGGGGGCACCAUUAAGCAGAAAAUAUUCACCUACGAUGCUAUGUUUAAUACCAAUUACUCGCAUAUGGAGGACUAUCGCAAACGAGAAGACCUUGUGUACCAAUCUACGGUCCGGCUCCCGGAGGUUCGGAUCUCGGACAAUGGGCCUUAUGAGUGCCACGUGGGCAUCUACGACCGAGCAACGAGAGAAAAGGUGGUCUUGGCAUCGGGAAAUGUCUUUCUCACCGUUAUGUCUCCUCCAAACAACAUCUCAGUUACGGCAGAGAACUGUCCAGCUCCAUUCAGCCGGUACCAGGCCCAGAACUUCACUCUACUGUGCACUGCAAAGGGAGGCAAACCUGCCCCUUCGGUGUACUUUAAGCGAGAUGGAGAGUUGAUAGAGGUGAUUUCCUACAUCCACCCCUCAGCUGUUGCAGAGGACGGCGGUGGCUCAGCGGGGGUGCGUGGUGCCAGGCCGCUCAUCAGCAGGGACCUGGACGACACCAAGCUGCAGAGGUCCCUUUCCUUGUUGGAUCCAGAGGGGCGGCCAGGCCGCCUGUUCACCGAGAGCCCUCAGCGUGGUCGUAACACGGGCCAGCACACCCAGGGCCAGCAGCAGCAGCCCAGCCCUGCCACAGAGGUCAUUCCAGAGACUGUGGUGAGCCGGGAGUUCCCCCGUUGGGUGCAGAGCACUGACCCACUCUACUACUUCAGCCACACCCACAUCCCCCAGAGUGAUGGCUCUGUGCUGGUGCAGGCCAGACUCACCUGGACCCUUAACCCCCAGCUGGACAAUGAUGCCAUGUUCAGCUGUGAGGUCAAGCACCCAGCACUCUCCAUGCCCAUGCAGACAGAGGUCACACUAGCGGCUCCUAAGGGCCCCAAGCUUUUGAUGACCCCCACCAGGGCAAAGGUAGGGGACACGGUGCGCAUCACUGUGCAAGGAUUCCAGGUAGGCGCUGGGGUUCCUGGGAAUGAGGUGUUCCCUGAGCCCCUCUUCACCUGGACCCGGGUCGGGGGCCGUCUGCUGGACGGGAGUGCCGAGUGGGAUGGGAAGGAGCUGAUUUUGGAGAGAGUGCCAGCCGAACUCAACGGCUCCAUGUACCGCUGCACGGCCCAGAAUCCCCUGGGCUCCACGGACACGCACACUCGCCUCAUCGUCUUUGAAAAUCCGGCCAUGAUGAAAAACACUCAGAAUCCGAACAAUGGAACCCCUCGCGUGGAUGUGCUUGGACCUAUAUGGAUGGUGCUGGCCCUGGUCCUCACAGUGACUGUGGAACUGACGUGAAACCUUCCAGCCAACACACACAAUGCACACAUACACAAUACACACACACACACAAUACACACACACACACACACACACACACACACACACACAUCCCAAGCCCCUCCAACACACACCCACACCACACACACAGUCCUGCAAGCCUUUUCCAGUCAUCCAACAGGCCCUCCAUGCGUCAGUCUUUCAGGAACCAGUGCCACCACCCGAUGGCCCUCCACUCUGUUUUUGUAAUGAAAUAAUAACCAAGAUUAUAAUAUAAAGAAAACAACAUAACGUACUGAACAUGAGAAUAACCACCUCCAGUAUACCCCUUCCCCACACCUUCUUUUUUGUUUAUUGUCCCACCUCUGCCUGUUGAUCAAUAAAAAUCAGUUGCUAAAAAAGGGGGAAAAAGCAUUUGGGUUUGUUUUGAUAUGUUCAAACAUUGCAGGAGUUGACUGUGGAGACAUGAACCGACCGGUGUUGGCAGGCCCACCACAUUGACCCCGCCCAAUUGUCCCAUUCACUGGGCUGUGCUGUACCCAAUCUUUAAACUACAGAUGAACAACUGGAAACUAAAUACUCAAUGAGAACAUUGUUUUUUAUUGCUAAUCGGUUGUUGUUUUUUUUCGGAUGGCUUGGAAUGUGCAAUAGGACUAAACACAAAGAGAAAAUGGAUCAUCUUCUUUUUGAGUGUAUUUUGUGUACAUCCGCGUAAAUAUUGAAGAUAAUCAGAGGUUUUAUGGGUUCAGGUUAGGAAUGGUUGAUGAAGAGUUGUGAGGGUUUGCAGCAGCUCACAGCCUUCGUUUGUAUUUUCUCAUCCUUUCUUGCUGUUUCAAGAGAUAAUCCUAUAGGCUGUCAGGACAGAAUCGUCUUUAAAUGAGGAUAGAAAAAACAAUGCAAGUACAGUAUCUUACAUUAUGUCCGCCGUUCGGGGUUGUGGUGCAUGUGACGUUUGACAAUUCUUUCUCCUUUUCGUGUGUUGCAGUGCUCAACAUCUCAUUGUCACUGGCCUGUAAUCCAGUUAUUUACUUGUUGCAUACUAUCUUAAGUGACCUGCGUUGUGUACAAUAUGUAACUCUUCCCCCUGACAUCUACUAGUAGGGUCAUGUUAUCCACCAUUCCAGGAAGAUGCUCACCCGACGCAGAGUGUAAACAGGGUUGUUGCAUUUGUUUCAUAUCACCUGUAUUAAAAUGGAGAGAUUAUCAAAUCAUUUGGUUUGA